AUGGCGCAAACUACGCCCUCGCAGGAACCCCCACUUUGCGUGCAAUUUCCCGACAAACCCCGGGGCUUUCCUGUCAAACUCUGGAGAGAUCAACGAGCUCGUGCAACAUAUCGCGCAUCCUACCUCUUGUUGGACAGGCCGAAGAGGCCGCCGGUCGCCGCGCCCAACUCGUCGAAAAGCGUCGUGGGGACCGUCGAGGUCGACAGCGUCCAUCCCGCUCCACGAACGAACCCCCCUCCACGUCGUCAAGCCUCUCAGAACGCACAUCAUCUCCCAAACAGCAAGUCCUCCAGCGUCGGCCGCUCGCCUGGGCACCCCUGUGCUGCCAGUGAGGUGGUAUCUCAACACGACCCGGCGCCGAUCAUGAGUAUGCCGACGGUCGCGUCAGUUCCAUCCGCGACCCAUCCAUCCGCAACGCCUUCAGGUCUCAAUCCCUCUUUUAUCGGACAUCACCAAGCCUCCCUCCGCCACGACAUCGUCCUCCCGCCGCAGCUCCAAAAUUUCUACAGCGUAGGCGACCCACGCGCUGCAGACACCGUCCGCUUCUUCGAGUCUCUGUACACGAUUUCGCAGCCCCUCGUGAUCCCGCCAGUGCGUCCCAACGCCAUCUCCCCUUCGUCCUCGCCCCCGCGUCACGCCAAAAGAGGCACUGUUGGGUCUUCUUCCGGCGGCGUGGUCCGUCACCCGGCCGCGGAGCAGCGACCCACGCGCUAUCAUCCCUACCCAGGCAUGGGAAAUGCUCAUCGCCCCAUUCUGCCCAAAGGUGGCUUUGCGCAUAGCUCCGGGAGGCAUCUAGUCACAUCUAAUGUUCUCAUCGACCCUAACGCUCCAAUGUUCCCCAUGCAACCCUCGGCUCAUCCGACUUACGCUCGAAGAGGAGAUACCUCGCUCGUCCAAGGUGGUCUGAAAGCACCUGACGGCAUAGGCGCGCCGGUCCCCACACAUCCCUUCGCGAUGGCCCAGGAAGCGAGCGCGACGGAGCCGCUCCCCAUGCAACGGCGUCCAAAGCGUCCCUACCCCAAGCCGAUCUCUCAUCCGCCUGGCCCGUCACCGUCUCUGGCAAGCAGACGCCUCCACGCUCGCGCUGACCACGACCGCGGUCGUAUGGACUUCCAUCCUCAGUAUCAACAUCGCAUCGGUCCUCCGGGCGCAGUCAUCGCUCCACGCCUCCGCGAGCACAAUGUGAACGGCUUUUUGGCGCGGAUCAAUAUCGGGGAGGAGAACACCCUAGCCAGCACCCUCAUCCCCACCGACGCGACCUUCAGUUUUGACUCUAGGGAAGCGGUCGCGCCCGAUGCACCUACGCGCAUGUCGGAUCAGCACGAACCUGACGACGGCACUGGAUAUACGCAGGCCCAUCGCCCUACAUCGAACUGGACGCAAAACAAUUCGAUGGCUGCGCCGCAUUACUCCCACCAUACCUCGGUCUAUCCAGGUCCCAGUGCCAUCGCGCACCGCGACGGCUUCGCGCUGACUCAAUCCUUUGGCCCCUCUAUGGGGUCUGAACAUCCUAUUGGAGGUUACGCUCACUUCCACAACGGCUGGUCUAUCAAUCCGCCGCACCCGCAGUCCACACCCGCGCCAAUAGAUGCGCUUCCGCUGGGCCUACCUAGUGACGAAGCUCCCGCCUUUAUGGACCCAGGAGCAUUCACACCUCAGCCGCCCCUUUGGAAUGCGGGCGAGCGCACCGCCCCAUACGGCCGCGCUGUCACCACAUCGACAUUCUCAGUCGGAUCCCAGGACAACAUCGCGCCGCCGUUCAUUCCGCCUUCAUAUAAUCUCCGCGGACACCCUCACGCGCUGUUCCCCCCGAACACCGCCGCUCUCGACCGAGUCGACGAGAUCGCGUCGCGCGGCGCUGGUGCUCAGCGGACAGCCGAACAAAGUGUCGAUCCCGGUGGCGCACCAUCCCAUAAUCCCACACGGUCCGCGGCAAUCGUUGGCCGAGGGCUGCAGUUUUAUUGCGAGGACAUCGACCAGGCUCCGGCUCCGCUGGGUUCUCCCAUGCACGGCAUGCCAGUGGAGAGGUUUGAUCUGGCGUUUUCGACCGGUUCUUUGCCAGUGGCUCGGCCGUACGCAAACAACCGCGACAUGCUCCACUGCAUGUUCCCCAUGCGGAAGAGCUCGUAUUCCUCGUUGGCAGGCGCGCUGACCUCGCUAGCCUGA
Messenger RNA from Trametes versicolor FP-101664 SS1, 2166 nucleotides. RefSeq lists its product as uncharacterized. NCBI's taxonomy places the organism in Eukaryota, Fungi, Basidiomycota, Agaricomycetes, Polyporales, Polyporaceae. The record is from RefSeq and is a predicted model, not a curated record. Bases 1 to 2166 code for a protein of 721 amino acids. The transcript is spliced from 6 exons.